Messenger RNA from Striga asiatica, 552 nucleotides. The record is from the annotation of a GenBank genome assembly. Lineage: Eukaryota; Viridiplantae; Streptophyta; Magnoliopsida; Lamiales; Orobanchaceae.
AUGAACCACCUAAAGAAAGCAAAAGACAACAUCCGGCAAUUGAUCACAUACUACAGUCCCCACAAUCCUAACCUGAGCAGACUUGUAGGCAGAGAGCGUGUUUUCAGCUGCAUCCUUGCGCUCAGAUCCCGUCUUGAACUCCGCCAGGUAGCGGUAGUAGUCACCCUUCAUUUUCAAGUAGAAGACCUUGGAAUCGCCGUUGGCUGCGGAUCCGAUGAGCUUCGAGUCGAGGAGCUUGAGAAUGCCGUCGCAGAUGGAGGACAGCUCGGCCUCGAUCUUAGAUCUGUAGCCUUUGAUGGCGGAGACGUGGGCCUCGUUGCCUCGGCUCUCCUCCUUCUGCUCGAUGGAGGAGAUUAUCCGCCAGGAGGCACGGCGGGCGCCGAUGACGUUCUUGUAGGCGACGGAGAGGAGGUUGCGCUCCUCGACGGAGAGCUCGUCGCCGUCGACGGCACCGACGACCUUCUCCAUGAACUCGACCAUCUCCUCGUAGCGCUCGGCCUGCUCGGCGAGCUUGGCCAUGUACACAUACUCCUCGCGUGGGGACGCCAUUAG